AUGAAGUUGGCGAUGGCGAGGCCACGUCACUUUGUGUUGUGGGUCCUCUUGUUCGCCGUCGUGCUUCUCCUGGUCGCCUUCUCCACCCAUCUGCACGGACCCUUCUUCCCGCCCGGCCCCCGCCCGAUAGCUCUAACUCCGACACUCAGCGAGCGCGCCUGGGCGGCCCCAGUGACGACCAAGCUCGAUCCGUUCCGCGUGCCCUGGGGCACCUUCGUCUCGCAGCCGUCGGGGCGGCGCGUGCACGGCGUGGCGUCGAUUGUGCGCGCCAGCGGGGCCGACGCGCGCGCGCGCGUGGGCGCGUGGAUCACCAAGAAGUUCACGUGGACCGACGACGACGAGCUCUGGCUGCUGUGGACGCUCGACGUGGUGGGCGUCGACCACGUCGUGCUCCACCUGGCCACGCGCCAGCUGAGCCUCGAGUCCAUGCGGCAGAGGCUGGCGCGGCACCCGGGCGUGCUGGAGCGGGUCACGCUGGUGGGGGUCGACGCGCCGGGCCGCGGCGAUCGGGUGACGUACUGCUACCUGCAGGAGCUGCUCGUGUGGGAUGGGUUCGUGCGGUGGCAGGCCGACUUCGACUUCGUGUUGCUGGUCGACACCGACGAGUUCGUGCAGCUGUUCGAGCGCGAGGCGCCGCACAGGCGGAUCGACGCCAAGACCUUCAUCGCGCGCCAUCGCGAGCGGCUGCAGACCGGCGGCCACGCCUACAUGAACCGGCUGCGGGUCGGUCGCACGCGCGAGAACAGCGCGGUCGAGGCCCAGCUGCCGGCGUUUCUUAACGGCAUGGUCUCCCAGAACGGCGCGCAGAUCCAGGAGCUGGCGGCUGCGGGCGGUGGCGGGCGGGAGGAUCAGGGGAAGAGCCUGUUCUUCGCGAACGGGGCGGUGCAGCCUUACCUGCACUGGAGCGUGGGCUACCCGAAGGACAAGUGGGCAGUCGAAGAAGCGCACAUCCUCCACGUGCGCAAGUUCCCCUACCGGAUCCCCGGUACACUGACCUGGUGGCUGCCACACCUGGGGGGCAAGGAAAAAUAA
This is a messenger RNA of Acanthamoeba castellanii str. Neff, 1032 nucleotides long. RefSeq lists its product as uncharacterized. NCBI's taxonomy places the organism in Eukaryota, Discosea, Longamoebia, Acanthamoebidae. Bases 1 to 1032 code for a protein of 343 amino acids. The transcript has 2 exons. The record is from RefSeq and is a predicted model, not a curated record.